CCCUGCUCCAGGUUCCAGUGCCAGCCUCACCGUCUGCCCUUUGGCCGCGCGGGCUCCGCGGCUGCACCGCGGCGGGCUAGACCCGGUGGGGCUCCGGAUCCAUCUUGGCGCCGGGCACCUGUGGCGGCUGCAGGAGCAGAGCUUCCGCCGGCCUGUGCGGCCCUGUGGCGGCGACUGGGCAGCCAUGAGUUCGAGUCACCGUGAACCAGGGACCCGGGAGCCCCAGAGUCCCCGCCCACAGCCCCUGUCUCAGAGCUCUUCCAGCUUGCUGUGUGAAGGCCGGGAGCAGAGGCCAGAGCUGCGCAAGAGUGCCAGCAGCACUGUAUGGCAGGCACAACAGGGUGAGGCUGGCAUGAGUGCCCGGACCCUGGAGGAAGCGGGCUGCCAGACAGAGAGCGUAGAACAAGCACAGACCUCAAGUCCUCGGUCGCAGACUGGUGCCGCAGGCCAGUGGAGGAGCAGCACUGUUGGCAAUGUGUCUACCAUGGGCAUCGGUGACCUGUGUCGCCUGCGGGCUCCCAGUGUGGCAGCUGUACAGAGGAGCCACUCAGACUUGGUCCACAGUACCCAGACCCGGGGUCAUGGAAGUGUUCAGAAGGCCAGCCUUAGCUGUUCCGCCCUUGGUAGCUCACCUGUCCACAGGGCUCAACUGCAGCUUGGCAGUGUUGCUGGCCAAGGAGACCAGACCCAUGCUGUCCUGCAAAGUGACCCAGCUCCAGAGGAUGGAAUUUCUAAAUCAGCCUGUGUGUUGGGGGAGAGUCAGGUGUGGGUGCCAACCGUAGAACUGGAAGGUGCAACCGGUCUUAUCAGCAGUCCCCAGGGUGAACCCAAAGGUACUGGACAGCCAUCUACCACUUCCUGCCAUGCGCUGCCCCCAGCAGCUCUGCUCUGCACUGUGAGGGAGGCUGUGGCUGGUGGCUGCUGCCAUGCUCUGCCUGCCACAGGCAUCCUGGCCUUUCCCAAAUUGGUGGCAUCCGUGAGUGAGUCUGGGUUGCAAGCUCCGUGUGGGAUGAAAUUCCACUGUAAGUUGCCUGGGGGCGUUUCUGGACACCCUCACUGCUGUGUCCACCCUUGGGGUCCAUCAGGGCUAGCCACAGAAUCUGGCUCUAGGACCAAAGAUGUGUGGACCAUGACCUCAGCCACUGAUUUGGCCCUGGGUGUGACAUCAGCCCAGGAUGCUGGGGUUCAGGUGGCUCCAGUGGCAGCCUGCAAGGCUGUGGCUACCAGCCCGUCCCUGGAAGCACCUGAGACUCUGAACAUAUUCCCAGAGGUAAUGCUGGGAUCCAGCCUGGAGGAGGCGUCAUCGCCUGUGAGGGAUGUGCGAUGGGAUGCCGAGGGCAUGACAUGGGAGGUGUACGGAGCCUCGGUGGACCCUGAGGUGCUCGGCAUCGCCAUCCAGAAGCACCUGGAGAUGCAGUUUGAGCAGCUGCAGCAGGCACCAGCCAGCGAGGACAGCCUGUCGACAGAGGGCCGCAGGGGCCCUCUGCAGGCUGUCAUGCAGUCGCUGCGUCGGCCGAGCUGCUGUGGCUGUUCUGGAGCUGCUCCAGAGUGAAGAGCUGUGUGACCCUGAA
Molecule: messenger RNA, 1571 nt
Organism: Acomys russatus (golden spiny mouse)
Lineage: Eukaryota; Metazoa; Chordata; Mammalia; Rodentia; Muridae
Gene: Gprin2
Product: G protein regulated inducer of neurite outgrowth 2
Exons: 2
Coding region: 185-1552 (455 amino acids)
Biological process (GO): neuron projection development
Cellular component (GO): plasma membrane
Source: RefSeq, a predicted model, not a curated record